This is a messenger RNA of Fusarium graminearum PH-1, 2652 nucleotides long. RefSeq lists its product as uncharacterized. The record is from RefSeq and is a predicted model, not a curated record. Bases 1 to 2652 code for a protein of 883 amino acids. Lineage: Eukaryota; Fungi; Ascomycota; Sordariomycetes; Hypocreales; Nectriaceae. The transcript has a single exon.
AUGUCGGAUCAGCGUUCAAGUGGUGGGAACCUGUGUCAGAAUAUCGAUGGCUCUGACGAUAUCAUCCUCGGCGGCCAUGAGCAAUGGAAGCAGGUUGAUUCUAGCCCAUGGGAACAGGAAGAGGACGAGCGCAACCUACUUCGCGAAAACGAUGUAACAGUCCAGCAAUGGCUCCAACUACAGGAUAACUCUCAGCCUGCUCGAAACAUAUAUAUCAACUCACAGUCGCUACCCCAACGGAAGCGCAAGAAUCAGAAGAUUCUGGUUCACGUAGAUGAUGUGUUCAAACCAUCGCCUAUCCAGCCAGCAAAGUCUCCCAACAAUACGGCUCUAGGCCUUCGAAAACCAACAUCAUCAAAUGUUUCCACAACCCCAAUCAACGGGCAACUGUUUAACAAGUCUGCAACUUCAGUUCAAUCUCUUCAACAGUUUUCAGCUGCCCCCGAUCAAAAUACAAGAUAUUAUCAUGGCAAUGGAUAUUCCAGAGAACGCUCUUCAAGCACGUUGGCUUCUCAUAGCCGCUCACCUUUCCCCACCACCUCACAUAAACACCAGGCCAGCGGAGAUCAUGCUCAACCCAUCGGCCUGCCUUUUCAGCAAUCGGCUCGGUCCGUCACAGGUACCGAUACAUCCGCUGGUUCAAAGAAACCGCCAAAACGUCAGAACAGCCAUUCCACGGAUGACGAUGCAAGCAGCAAACGUACAUUUCCCAGGCGUAACAGGUCCGGAAUCAACAGCCAGCCUCAUCGUGGUCCUCCAUCAUUGUCUUCCGGACCUCGCAGGACGACCCAGCCAGGUGAGAGCAAUUUCCUGCAGACGCCGAUUGAGGGCUUGCGGGUGCCUCAACACCAAGCUAGGAUCAAGACAUCACCGCUCGUUUCCGGGGGUUCCAGUCUACCAGUAACAAAGCAGAAUAAGCCACCGCCUCAUGGCGAUAGCAAAGUGCUUUCUCAUGAGCUUUUCGAGGGUUUAGGAGAGACCUGUCCAUUCUGGCUAUUUGAUCCAGGCCAAUUCAGCAACGAAGACAGACAAGCUUGCUGGGGCCGCAAGUUAGAAAUGUCUCAUGUCAUUGCGCACCUUAUCGACCAUCAUGGCUUUGUCCGUGGGAUAGAUCCAAAGAACGAGUCUCGCAAAUACUUAGCAAGCUGUCAGACCCAGAAUCCAUUUGUCAAGGCAAAGGGGGAUUGUGCGAAAUGCACUUCGUUGCACAAUUGGAAGGACUCGGACUUUACAGAUCCUGAGCAUAAAGGCGUUGUUAUUUGUACGCGUUGCUAUUUCCAAUUUGACAAGAGGGAAAUGCAAAGCCACCUAGACGGCCCAAUGUGUCCUUACAACACGGAACAGCCAAAGCCAAAGAAAAUGUGCAUACUGUAUACGACCUUUUGCUCCCAGGACAAGCCACCCAGUUCACCUCCUAGGAAUAUGGCACCACGCAAAACAAAACCCCAAUCUACAUCAAAAAGACGCAAUCGCCGUAGCGCAACACCGCCAGUCGAAAACAACCCAACAUAUAGGCCUGCUCCAGAACAGGCCUCCCAAUUACUUCGUCCAGCCAAACCGAAGAUUCCAUACAAUCAAGUCGAGCCAAUCACUACAAAUGGACCUUCCUCCUCUACGCCUUCACAGACUCGGUCGCUCAUUAAUGGAAACGUGCCCACCUCUUAUGAGUCCCAUGAAUUACCGAACCAAGAAUCGGGCUCUAGAGACUCUUUUACACACCAGCAAACAAAUGUCUACCAGCCAAACCACCAGCCGAUUGCAUUCAUAUAUCCAGAUACCCCGGUCAAAUAUAUUGCCGACCUCCUCAAGUUUCAGAGAGAUAGGCAACAAGCGGUCGCUCAAUCGACUUAUUCAUCAAUGGCGGACCCAUCUUCCUCGGGCAAUAGCAGACUGAAUGGCUCAAUGGUCGCGAAUGGUUUCCAACAUUCGCAAAAUGGGUUGCGGCUACCUAACCAAAACCCGGGUGAGCAACAGUCAUUCCUUCAAAUCCCACAAACAUCAUCCCGAUUCCUUUCACCAACAUUGGGCCAAACCUCACAACGGGGCCUCCGAGACAAGUCAUUCGAUCAAUUCUCCCAGCAGUCUUUGACACAGCCUCAGUAUUCCCAACAACUCUAUAGCCAACAUCCCAUGCAUGAUUAUCUUUCUGUGCAGAACCAUCAACAGCCUUCAACAAACGCGAACUUUUCCACCAACAAUGGCGAAACCCCACAACUUCUUCGUUCCCCAAAUACGCCCCAGCUACAGCUUCAAAUGCCAUCCCUGGACGACCUGGAUGCAACGAUAUCAUUAUCUGGCGGGUUGUCGCACGUACAAUCUAGUUCUUCUAGGGUUCCGUCUACCGCUGGAGAGUCCAUGUGCCUUUUGCCAUCACCUAACAUGGAGGGAUCUAUGUGGUUGACUGAUGAGUAUGAUUAUGAAGACACCCCGGCCUGGCUGAAGUUUGCAGUUGGGUCUCACCUUGAGCUCGAUGAGUCAAUUGAGAUUAGCAACCCCCCGCCUCUCCAACCUCAGCAACGCGUUGAAGACUUGAAACCUGACAGUCGUUUACUUGACGUACACCAAACUGCGGUUGAAAAGGAUUCAGGUUAUCACUCGGUCUUCGACGAUAUCGAUAUGGAUUGGGAUGCAAACAAGAUGUUUUCCUCCUGA